AUGCAAGUAUGUGCCAGCGGGACGCAUUCGGACCCAGUGCCGCACGGCGUCGUGCUCGUGAAGUUCGGCGGGUCCGCCAUCACGGUGAAGAGCACGCCCGACACGCUGCGCCAGGAGGCGCUCGACAGCGCCGCGGACCUCGUCGCCAAGGCGUACCGGGCCCACGCCGCGGGCGCAGGCCCCAUGCCGCUCGUCGUCCACGGCGCCGGCUCCUUCGGCCACCAGCUGGCCUCGCAGUACGGCGUGGCCAAGGGCGGCCUGCACACGGAGCCGCGGGUCAAGGAGGGGCUCGCGCGGACGCGCGUGUCCGUCGCGAAGCUGAACGUGAUCGUGACCAGCCACCUCGUGGAGCGGGGCGUCCCGGCGGUGAGCCUGCCGCCGAUGGGGGUGUGGGAGACCGCGUCAGGCGCGCUGCCCGCGUCCGACGCUGACGUGGCGGGCAUCGCGCAGGUGGCGCGCGUGGCGCGCGCGGGGCUGGUCCCUGUGCUCUACGGCGAUUGCAUCCUCGACGCGGACCCCGCGUGGGGGUGUUCUGUGCUGUCGGGCGACACGAUCAUCACGCGGCUGGCAUCGGGGCUGCCGGAGGUGCGGUGGGCGGCGUUCCUGACGGACGUGGACGGCGUGCUGGAUAGGCCGCCGAACGAGGAGGGGGCGAGCGUGGUGCGCAGGGUGGUGGUGCAGAGCGACGGGUCGUGGUCCGCGGACGGCGCGGACAUUCGCAUGGAGGCGGCGGCGCACGACGUCUCGGGCGGCAUCGCAGGCAAGGUGGCCGAGGCGGCGGCAAUGGCGCGGGCCGGGACGCCGGUGAUGAUUGCGCGUUGGGGCACGGAGGCGGCGGAGGUGGCGCUGAUGGGCGGGCCGGACGCGACGGAGGCGGCGGGCGACGCGUGGGUGGGGACGGCGGUGCUGCGGAGCUCGUGA
This is a messenger RNA of Pedinophyceae sp. YPF-701, 921 nucleotides long. NCBI's taxonomy places the organism in Eukaryota, Viridiplantae, Chlorophyta, Pedinophyceae. The record is from the annotation of a GenBank genome assembly.